AGGUGCAUAUACUGGAUAUAAAAGCAAUAAUAUUUGUGUCUAUUAUUGUUUGAAGAGAUGUAUAAAAAUUGUUAUUUAACAGUUUUAUACAGUAUAGCUGUAUUAGCUAUAUUGACAAUUACUAAUUGUAAUGGUGAACAAUGUGCUAAUAUUAACAUUGAUCACCGUAUCGAUUGUACACCAGAAAUUGACAAUGUUACACAAAGUGAAUGUACCAAGCGCAAAUGUUGUUUCAAUGAUAAAUUUACACGUAGCUUAACAAGCAACAAAUCUAAAUUCAUACCAAAAUGUUUUAUGCCGACCGACUAUACGGGCUAUAAAGUAACCCAAGUUGGCCAACAACAAAAUGAUCAAGGUCAUGUUAGCGUAUUUAUGGUUAAACUUGAACGACAAAUACCGUCAGGUUUUCCCGCGGAAAUACCUGUAGUUGCCGUCGAGAUAACACUACUUAAUGAUCAGUCAUUGCGACUGAGAGUUACCGAUAUGAAGAACAAACGAUAUGAGCCGCCACUACCUGAGCUUAAUCUACCAAAACCUACCGAUUCUUUUAAUACACUCUAUAAAGUCAAUGUUGAUAAAACAGGUUUACUUGAAGUAAUACGACUGGCUAAUAGUGCCAUACUAUUUAAAACUGAUUUGACCAAGCUUAUUUACACAAAUCAAUUUAUACAACUAAAAAAUAAGUUAAGUUCACCCCUGAUCUAUGGUAUCGGUGAACAAAAGGCACCGUUCCUUAAGGACACUCAAUGGCACAUGUAUUCAGUAUUCAAUCAUGAUCAACCGGGUGAUUCAUUUAGACCACUUUACGGUUCCCACCCGUUCUAUGUAAACAUUGAAGACAAGAGUACCGGUUUGGCACACGGAGUCUACUUAAGGAACUCCAAUGCUAUGGAUAUUCUAUUACAACCCGAACCGGCCAUCACAUGGCGUCCCAUUGGAGGUAUACUCGAUGUGUUUGUAUUUGUUGGUCAAUCUCCCGAUGAUGUGGUGCGACAAUACAUUAGUUUAAUUGGUAAACCAUCAAUGCCUCCUUUCUGGUCACUGGGUUAUCAUCAAUGCAGAUGCUGUACUCAACCAAAUACAUUAGCCGAACAAAUGGUUAUAACUAACCGUACAAUUGCUGCGGGAAUACCGUUUGAUGUCCAGUGGAACGCCAAAGAGUAUAUGGUUCAGUUCAAUGACUUUACUUUAGAUGAGGACAGGUAUGGAGGUUUCGGUCAAUGGAUUGAACACUUGCAUGAUAUUGGUAUGCAUUACGUGCCUAUUAUUGAUCCGGGUAUUGACCCAAAACAACUAGCAGGAACCUAUCCUCCAUAUGAUGACGGAGUCAAAUAUGACGUGUUUAUCAAAAACAGUACAAACGGUACAUUUAUGGGUCACGUUUGGAACAAAAGCGGGUUUACCGUAUGGCCUGACUUUACAAACCCUAAAUCACCCGAAUAUUGGACCAAACAGUUCCGUGAUUUUCACAAAAUCGCACCGAUCGACGGCGCCUGGAAUGAUAUGAAUGAAAUAUCUAAUUUUGAGAAAAAGUAUCCAUGUCCUAAAAAUAGUUCACUAGAAUCGCCACCAUAUGUACCAAAAAAUUUGAAAAGUAUGACAGAUAUGACACUAUGUAUGACUGCCAAACAUCAUAUCGGUGUCCACUAUGAUGUACACAAUUUGUAUGGCAUUUAUAUGGCAAUUGCCACUGAUAUAGCUCUGAAAAGUGUUCGCCAAAAACGGUCGUUUGUUAUAUCACGAGCUACCAGUCCAGGUCAGGGACGUUACUCUGGACACUGGGAUGGCGAUACUGAUACUACAUAUAAUGAAUUAGCUUGGACUAUACCAUCAAUCAUGAAUAUGAAUAUGUUUGGCAUACCAUUAGUGGGCGGAGACAUUUGUGGAUUUUUGGGUAAUGCAAAAAAUAAUACUUUCUAUCAGGAAAUGUGUGCUAGGUGGAUUGAAGUGGGUGCAUUCUAUCCAUUUGCAAGAAAUCACAAUGAAAAACAAAUGGACCAGGAUCCAGUAGCAUUGGGCACUGUAGUCACACGGGCAGCUAAACACGCAUUGGAAACACGAUAUACAUUACUCCCAUAUCUCUAUACAUUGUUUUAUAAGGCACACACUAAUGCCGAUACCAUAGCGCGCCCGGUAUUUAUGGAACAUCCGCGCGAUCCACACGCUUACGAUCCAUCAAUUGCCGAAACACAGUUCAUGUGGGGAUCGGCCUUAAUGGUGGCACCAGUAACACAACCUAACGUCACAAAACUUAAUGUAUAUUUGCCGGCAGGUCUAUGGUAUCCUUACAGUGCUGCCACUUAUGGAAAACCCAUCAAUAGUAGUGGUCAAACAUUAGAGUUUGACACACCGGUAGAUAAAGUUAACGUUUUCCUAAAGAGUGGUAAUGUUGUACCAGUGCUACCUUCACGACAAACUACUACUGCUAUGCGAAAAGAAAAGUUCACAUUAGUUGUUGUUUUGGAUCAAAGUGGUAGUGCUAAGGGACAGUUGUAUUGGGACGAUGGAGAUAGUAUCGAUCCAAUUGAAAAUAACAAAUAUUCAUUGUUUGACUUUGAUGUGCAAAAAGGCUCACUCUCUACUCGUUCAGUAGUAGAUAAAUAUCGGGAUCAAGAAGUAGUGGUCAAUAAUGUAAUAGUUUUGGGACUAAAAACAAAACCAAAUGAAAUAACAAUUAACCAGAAAAAGUGGUCAAACUUUAGUUAUGAGGAAAGUCUACUAAAAUUGACAAUCGAUAAAAUGGAGCUUAAAUUAAAUGGAGUUAACAAUCAUGUUAUGUGGAAAUAAAGUUAUUUAAAU
Molecule: messenger RNA, 2799 nt
Organism: Oppia nitens
Lineage: Eukaryota; Metazoa; Arthropoda; Arachnida; Sarcoptiformes; Oppiidae
Product: lysosomal alpha-glucosidase-like
Exons: 9
Coding region: 58-2787 (909 amino acids)
Biological process (GO): carbohydrate metabolic process
Molecular function (GO): alpha-1,4-glucosidase activity; carbohydrate binding
Source: RefSeq, a predicted model, not a curated record